This is a messenger RNA of Propithecus coquereli (Coquerel's sifaka), 663 nucleotides long. It is a transcript of the gene SRD5A2, whose product is annotated as steroid-5-alpha-reductase, alpha polypeptide 2 (3-oxo-5 alpha-steroid delta 4-dehydrogenase alpha 2). The transcript has 4 exons. The record is from RefSeq and is a predicted model, not a curated record. Gene Ontology annotation, biological process: steroid biosynthetic process. Bases 1 to 663 code for a protein of 220 amino acids. Gene Ontology annotation, molecular function: 3-oxo-5-alpha-steroid 4-dehydrogenase activity. NCBI's taxonomy places the organism in Eukaryota, Metazoa, Chordata, Mammalia, Primates, Indriidae.
AUGCCGGGUCGGUGCCAGCAGAGCCCAGUGCUGGCAGGCAGCGCCACUUUAGCUGCCUUGGGGGCACUGACGCUGUACCUCGCGAAGCCCUCCGGCUACGGGAAGUACACCGAGAGCCUGACGCCCUCGGCUACCCGCCUGCCCGCCGGUGCCGCCUGGUUCCUGCAGGAGCUGCCCGCCUUCGCGGUGCCCGCGGGGAUCCUCGCCUGGCAGCCCUGCUCCCUCUUCGGACUGCCUGGGACUGUGCUUCUGGGCCUCUUCUGCGCGCAUUACUUCCACAGGACAUUUGUUUACUCAUUGCUCAACAGAGGGAGGCCUUUUCCACUUGUAUUCAUUUUCAGAGGCUUUGUCUUCUGCACGGGAAAUGGAUUCCUUCAAGGCUACUAUCUGAUUUACUGUGCGGAAUACCCUGAUGAGUGGUACACGGACAUACGGUUCAGCUUGGGUGGCUUGUUUACAUACGUUUCUGGAGCAAACUUCUUUGGUGAGAUCGUUGAAUGGAUGGGCUAUGCCCUGGCCACUUGGUCCCUCCCAGCGCUUGCAUUUGCAUUUUUCUCACUCUGUUUCCUUGGGAUGCGAGCUUUUCACCACCAUAGGUUCUACCUCAAAAUGUUUGAGGACUACCCCAAAUCUCGGAAAGCGCUUAUUCCAUUCAUCUUUUAA